UUACAAAGUACCGCAUUUUAUUUUACCUUUUGAGAUAUAGUGUUACAGAUUGAUUGAAAUUGCUAGACUUUUUCCAGUAAAUAUUGACCAUGGCUAUGACGUCCUCACAGGUGAAACGAGAACAACAAAAUAAUCUAACGACCGGCACGGGAUGGCCACGUAGAAACAGCCAAAACACCGCUAACACUCCGGCACAAACAAACACAUUCACACCGACCACGAUCAACAGGAUAAUAAACCUGUAUCCUUUAACGAACUACAUAUUCGGCACGAAGGAGCCGCUCUUCGAGAAGGACCCCAGCGUUCCUGCUAGGUUCCAAAGAAUGAGAGAUGAAUUCGAAAGGAUCGGAAUGAGGCGAAGCGUAGAAGGUGUGCUGUUGGUGCACGAGCACGGCCUGCCGCACGUGUUGCUAUUGCAACUCGGAACGACGUUCUUCAAACUUCCAGGAGGCGAACUGAACCCGGGCGAGGACGAGGUGGAGGGCCUCAAGAGGCUCCUAACGGAAACCUUGGGCAGAUUGGACGGAGUCAAGCAGGAAUGGGUAAUAGAAGAUAUCAUCGGUAAUUGGUGGAGACCGAAUUUCGAACCUCCCCAAUACCCGUAUAUUGCUUCUCACAUAACUAAACCCAAAGAGCACAAACGCUUGUUUUUGGUUCAGCUGCAGGAGAAGGCUCUAUUCGCUGUGCCCAAGAAUUACAAAUUGGUGGCCGCUCCACUGUUUGAACUCUUCGACAAUUCUCAAGGAUACGGGCCGAUCAUUUCUUCUUUACCUCAGGCUUUAUGCAGAUUUCAGUUUAUAUACAUGUGACCUGUGGAAUUGGGACCCAAUGAAAGUGUAAAACCCUUAAAAUAAGUAAAACUGUUUGUCGACGUUUGUUUUGAUUUUAGUGAGAUUGAUUGGAAUUAGUUUUUUUUUUUUUCGUUAAUUAUAUAUUUUUCAAGAACUAGUGUUAUUUCGAAUCGGCUAAUUAUGUUGUGUUAAUUAGUUGCGUAGACCGGAGUAAAGAUGAAAUAGUUAUCUAGAUUUAGUUUAUUUAGUAAAUGUAAAGAUCUUACUUUUAAUUUGGAUUCAUGAGUAAUGUACGUAAAUUACAGAAAUGAACUUGCGUUGUUACAAAUAACAAUAAAUUACAUAUUAGGGAUUUAUUUUAUAAUGUUAAUUUUUCGCAUAUUGUGUUGUUAAUCUUAUAGAUUUUCCCUAUAAUCAUUGGAAAUUUUAAAUGAAAAUACAUUAUUACUGAUAUAGCUUGUAAUAUGUGUGAAUGUUAAUAAAAUCAUAUAAGGUGAAAUUACAAUUUUGUAGAUUUAGUAGGUACUUUUUUAUAAGUAAAAAUUUACUACUUUCAUAGUUCUUGAUAAGUAUUUAAUUAAGGUUUGUGAAAACCAACAAUAUUUUAUAUUUGUAAUGAACUAUCCACAUUCUCUCGACAUUUUCCAAUUACUUUAUAAGCGGCUAUUUAAUAAAAAA
Messenger RNA from Phyllotreta striolata, 1469 nucleotides. Lineage: Eukaryota; Metazoa; Arthropoda; Insecta; Coleoptera; Chrysomelidae. The record is from the annotation of a GenBank genome assembly.